Molecule: messenger RNA, 1317 nt
Organism: Frieseomelitta varia
Lineage: Eukaryota; Metazoa; Arthropoda; Insecta; Hymenoptera; Apidae
Product: retinaldehyde-binding protein 1
Exons: 5
Coding region: 279-1142 (287 amino acids)
Cellular component (GO): membrane
Molecular function (GO): phosphatidylinositol bisphosphate binding
Source: RefSeq, a predicted model, not a curated record
GGGUGACAAUUUUAUCAAGCAACGCGCUGCCUCGACUUUCAGUGCACAGUAAGCGACACGAAAUCGGCCGGCGGAACAGUCAUGAAAUCGGACCGUCGCUACGUGCCGAUUGGACUUUGAGCGGUCAAAGAUUGGAUUGAGAUGGUGGACAAGAGAAGACCUCCUUCUCCUAGUGCAAGAUAUAUCAGGUCACAGAUAUAUUGUGGUCGUCCUGCUGCGAGGAUCGUUUUGUCGGUCGUAACGUGUUGAAUCGGUCGUUCGGAAUAUUAAGCAGAAGGAUGUCGUUUGAGUUGGAUACGACGUUGCCGGGACCGGAAGCGAUGGCUGUCGCUGAGACGGAGCUCCGAGAGACUGAGGAAAAUGUGGACAAAGGACUCAUUGAAUUGAGAAAGUAUCUCGAGGAGGACAAUACUCUCUAUUUUCCAGCGGACGAAGAUUUCCUUCUAAUUUUCUUGCGGCCGUGCAAGUUUUACGCGAAGAGUGCCUACGAGCUGAUGAAACGGAGCGCGAUGUACAAAGAGAAGCACUCAAAUAUAUUGGGUAAUCUAAUGCCAAACGAUGAGGAGACCGCCCUUGUCGAUCACAAUGUGGUGAACGUCCUCAAAGGAAGAGAUCACAAGGGUCGAAGGAUACUUGUGGUCAGCUGUGGGAAAAGUUGGAACCCGGCAGCUGUCACCACUGAUCAGAUAUUACGAUUGUUUUAUUUGAUCCAUCAGUUAGCUAUGCGCGAGCCACUGACUCAAAUAUACGGAGCUGUUGUCAUAAUGGAUUUCGACGGCCUGUCCAUGAAACAAGUGAGGGCACUGACGCCGUCUUUCUCCUUGAAACUCUUGAGCUUCAUUCAAGAAGCUAUGCCAUUGCGUUUGAAAGAGGUACACUACGUGAAUCAACCGUUCCUGUUCAACAUGGUGUGGCAAAUGUUGAAGCCCUUCGUCAAGGAAAAACUAAAAAACCGCAUGUUCUUCCACGGUGACAAAAGGCCUUCCCUUCACGCUUACAUUCCAGCUAGUCACUUGCCGAAGAACUAUGGCGGCGAUCUGCCGGAAAUCGAUUACUCCAGCGCCGAUUGGUAUCCAACAUUGAUCAAGCAUGAAGACAAGGUUAAAGAGUGGAAUUCGUACGGACUUCGUAAAAAUAAUUAAAUUAAAAGAGGCAAGCAUGCACUCGAAUAAUGAUCAUCCCUCUGUGAUCAUAUUUCGGUACAAAAUACUUUAACCAUAUUAAGAAUCGUUAUAUUUUUGUAAUAGUUAUUAAUUGUGUAUAUACUUUUCUACGAAAUAUUAUUAUUUCUGUAUGUUAUGAAUCCUCAAAAAGAAG